AUGGGAUUAUGUGCUAGCACAUCAGAUACCCAAACUGAUUCAUCAACCCCAGCAGUAUCCAAAAGGACAGUUAAAACCUCGACAGUUAAAACCUCGACAGUAGCUUCAAAACCUGCUCCGAAAAAAAGGUCGAAGAAAACGAGAAAAUCCCAGACGGUGAUAACUCCAAAACAAAGUGGCGGCAACAAAAUAUUGAACGAUAGUGAAGAUGACAAUAGGGAGAAGUUAUCUGCUCGAGAAGCAGCGCGAUUGGCAGCUGAGAAGAGAUUACAAGACUCUAAUGAUAAAUCUACCCGAGGAGAACUAGGGAGAAAGCUUGCGGAAGAACGAAGCAAGUCGCACAAAAGUCAGUUGAUGAAGCAGGCUGAACAGCAAAGAUUAAAUAAGGCAAAUGAUAGUCUGAAUAAUGAUUAG
Molecule: messenger RNA, 414 nt
Organism: Zygotorulaspora mrakii
Lineage: Eukaryota; Fungi; Ascomycota; Saccharomycetes; Saccharomycetales; Saccharomycetaceae
Exons: 1
Coding region: 1-414 (137 amino acids)
Source: RefSeq, a predicted model, not a curated record